Molecule: messenger RNA, 750 nt
Organism: Macadamia integrifolia
Lineage: Eukaryota; Viridiplantae; Streptophyta; Magnoliopsida; Proteales; Proteaceae
Product: oligosaccharyltransferase complex subunit ostc-like
Exons: 1
Coding region: 78-593 (171 amino acids)
Cellular component (GO): oligosaccharyltransferase complex
Source: RefSeq, a predicted model, not a curated record
CUAUUUAACCCGUGAUCUUAAUUCUCAAUACUGCGGCGAUCUCAUCACAGAUCAAAGGAUCGAAGAAUCGAAGUGGAAUGCCUCCGAAAUCCGAAACCCUAUCGAAGUCUGCUGCUGCAGAUCAAGCAGAAUCCAUGGAUCCCCUGUUCCAUCUCCUCAAGAUCAUCCCUUUCAGCUUCCUUCGCGUUCCUCGAAUGCGUCUGAAGUUACCUUCGAUCUCUCUCCCUUCUGCCAUGACUGUCUACGCCCUCGUUCUGCUGACCUACUUCAUGGUUGUAUCAGGCAUCAUCUACGACGUCAUCGUUGAACCUCCAGGUAUCGGCAGUACUCAGGAUAGAGUCACCGGCGCUGUCCGACCCGUUGUGUUUCUCCCUGGCCGUGUUAAUGGUCAGUACAUCAUUGAAGGUCUCUCUUCGGGCUUCAUGUUCAUUCUUGGUGGUAUGGGCAUUGUUCUCUUGGAUCUUGCUCUCGAUCGCAAUCGUGCUAAGAUCGUCAAGGUCUCUUUUGCUUCUGCUGGGAUCUCCUCGAUUGUCAUUGCUUAUGUCAUGAGUAUGCUCUUUAUUCGUAUCAAGAUCCCGGCCUAUCUAAGAUAAGGGAAUUUGUGUAUUUAUUCAGCAUUUUUUCUUAUGUUCAGGGAUUUUGUGUUGAAUCAUGAACCCCACCCCUCCUUUUUUAAUUAAUAGGACAUCAUCUGAGUUAGUUCUUAUCUUCCAAUGAAUAGAGACAUCUUUUAUUGGUGUGGAGGUGAAA